Monodelphis domestica (gray short-tailed opossum) is the source of this 1293-nucleotide messenger RNA. RefSeq names its product FUN14 domain containing 1 (gene FUNDC1). Lineage: Eukaryota; Metazoa; Chordata; Mammalia; Didelphimorphia; Didelphidae. Gene Ontology annotation, biological process: autophagy of mitochondrion. The record is from RefSeq and is a predicted model, not a curated record. Gene Ontology annotation, cellular component: mitochondrial outer membrane.
GGGCCAAACGCGGUUGCUCCAUCCGGCCCCCACGGCUUACGCUUGCCUAGCCGACUUACGCCAGAGAGGGGUGGGGAUAGGGGUCAGGGAGAAGAAAGAAGGGCUGGAUAAAAGCGGAAGACAACCAUAGAGUUCGGGUUUCCCCUGCUUCCAGGGUAGAGCGGCCCCUAGAGUGGUGGGGAGAGUGGCUCUCUAAACGGGGAUCCUAGGGGCGGGGGGCGGGGGUCUUUUUGACAACAGGCCGCCGGCGGGAUCAUGGCGACCAGGAAUCCCCGUCCCACAGAACAUGACAGUGAUGAUGACUCUUAUGAAGUACUGGAUUUAACAGAGUAUGCAAGAAGACACCACUGGUGGAACCGUGUUUUUGGCCACAGCUCUGGACCUAUUGUAGAAAAAUAUUCUGUAGCUACUCAGAUUGUAAUGGGUGGAGUUACUGGAUGGUGUGCAGGAUUUUUGUUCCAGAAAGUUGGGAAACUUGCAGCUACUGCAGUGGGUGGUGGCUUUCUUCUCUUGCAGAUUGCCAGUCACAGUGGCUAUGUGCAAGUUGACUGGAAGAGAGUUGAAAAAGAUGUAAACAAAGCAAAAAGACAAAUUAAAAGAAGAGCAAAUAAAGCUGCACCUGAAAUCAAUACCAUAAUUGAAGAGUCAACAGAAUUUAUCAAACAGAAUAUAGUGGUGUCCAGUGGAUUUGUGGGAGGCUUCUUGCUAGGCCUUGCAUCGUAAGGACGAGAAUGUUGCUGUCUUGAUGGAUUAAUUAACAAUAAAAGCAUUGGUGACGGUGCGCUCUCUCGCAACGUAGUCCAGGUCACCACAUUCUUCUGGGCAAGAAGACUAGUUGGACAAUACCGAAACUUACACCUUAGGCUUUUGCCUUCUGAAGCUUGGCAAACUAGGAUUUGCUAGAAAUAAUAAUAAUAGUAAUAAACUGUGCAGUAUAUAUAUGUCACAUUUCUGGACAAAACUUGGCUAACUUUCAUCAUGACUUUUUAAUCUUGUGCCUGUUCAGAAAUUAGCAUUUUAAAUGUAACUGUUGGUAUAGAUAUAUAAUUGUUUUGGUAAAAGGACCUUCUGUUUUGACAGUUUCCCUAUUGAAUUGCUAUUUUUUCUUUAUUUAAAAAGGCAUUCUCCAUUGUGCUGUAGAGUCAAUAGUGCCAAUAAUUAAAUAAAAUGUAUUUUAGUUUCAGUAUCGGCAGAUAAGAAAUCUGUUUGCAAUAAACUAUAGAAUUGUAAUGUACUUUUAUGAAAGACAAGUAGAAAUGCUUAUUAAGAGAUAUUAAAAACACGUUAAACAGA